This is a messenger RNA of Symbiodinium sp. CCMP2592, 1671 nucleotides long. Lineage: Eukaryota; Dinophyceae; Suessiales; Symbiodiniaceae. The record is from the annotation of a GenBank genome assembly.
AUGUCUCUGUGGUUUCUGUUCUCAUUCCUGACCGUGACUUUCGGCGAAGUUUCGGCGGAGCGCUUUGAUGAGUACGUCAAAGAUGCCCAGAGGGAGACGGUGUUUACGCAGAACGGCAACGACCGGUUGCGGGCCGCUGUUAAGCAGGUCGAGGAGCAAAACGAGGACAAAGUUGCGCUGUACCACGUGUUGCCGCUGAACGGCUACCUGAUGGCUUGGCUGGUGCAUGGCAUCACGGCCAAAGAGAGCCUGCAGUGGCAGAACACACCGGGCGUUUCUGCUGAGCUGAACUUCAGUCUCCGCCACUUUGAGCCUGGCAUGAGCUUUCCGUCCUUCACCCGGCACAAUGCAUCCCUCUGUCUUGGCGGCCAUAAUCGAAAAGUGCGGACAGCCGAUCCUAACACAGCGAAGGUCCUGGGCGAUGGCGAUUGGAGCAACUACUACUUGACUGAUCCCUACGAGAUCACAUACAGCACGACAUCAAAGGAAUAUGAUGACUGCCACGCCCUCGUGUACUCUGAGUUGGUGGACGACAACAAGAAGAACGGCCCACUGCUGGAGGAAGGAGUCCUGUCAACUGCGCAUGUCCACACGGCCAAGCAGUUCGCCGAGUACUUGGACGACAAGGUCGGUGAGAGGUGGCAGGACACGCCUUUCCCGAGUUCCUCCGCAGGGAUGACGACUGUCGGAGUCCAGGAAAGACUCCUCGAUGCACAGAUCAACUUGCUCGGCAGGGCGGCCAUCGGUGCGAAGCAAGACCGAACACCAAGCAUGUGGGCUCACUUCACAUACACUGAACGGGUGAUUCAAGACUUGACUGCAGACCAUCUGUCGGAACAAUCUAUCUGGUCAGAUUUUGGGGAUAGAGCGCCUUUGCUUGACCAAGUGCUUGACUCCUACAGCCUUUCGCCAGCGACACUCCAGAAGGUUUCCAACUUGCUGUCCCUGUUGAGAUGCGCAGCACAGUUUCGAUUUCCGAUCCACCAGCAGAACUUCUAUUUGAGGACUUUAAUCAUGAAUGAUUGCUGGGAAGGAGAUCGACAGCCCUUCCCACCGGACCUGCCGCUGAUGAGCCUUGAUGAUGUGGCAAGUAAGCGGACGAAGGAUGCGACCAUCGCCCUGGAAACUGGUGGCCUACCAGACACCCGGGGCUUCUCGAGGGUCCUCUUGCAAGUGGUGCUGCCGAAGCACGUGGCCAAUGACCUGGCCUAUGUCAGCACAGACUGGUUGGACAAGACGGGCCCUCCACCCGGCCACCAACAUAAGGAUUGGAGAGGUGUCAGUUUCAUGGAUGCCUACAAAGCCUUGAAAAACACUGCAAAAGGUGACGAGGUCACGGCACGCAUGCUCUUGAAGCGGGACUGGGGUCUUGCGCCCUCCGAUACGACAGAGUCCGUGAAGAUCAUUGCCACUUCCAUGGUCUUUGCCGACUCGGAUUUUAUGGAGUUCGCCGCAAGCGUUCUCGAGGACAUCCGAAACUACGUGCUGCAGCACCCGAAGAGAAAGAAAGAGGAGAGCUCGCCAUGGCCUUCGUGGGUUCUCAAAGUUGUCGUGCUGGUGCUGUGCCUUGGGCUGCUGAUGGGCUGCCUUGGGUACAGGCGCCACCACCUGAGGGCCACGACCGCAGCAAUGACUGAUGUGGAGCUUCCCGAGCAUCCGCGGCGGGUCUAA